Maylandia zebra (zebra mbuna) is the source of this 1890-nucleotide messenger RNA. RefSeq names its product F-box protein 31 (gene fbxo31). Lineage: Eukaryota; Metazoa; Chordata; Actinopteri; Cichliformes; Cichlidae. Gene Ontology annotation, biological process: SCF-dependent proteasomal ubiquitin-dependent protein catabolic process. Gene Ontology annotation, cellular component: SCF ubiquitin ligase complex. The record is from RefSeq and is a predicted model, not a curated record. Gene Ontology annotation, molecular function: protein binding.
GUGACGUCAGAUGAAAUGCCUUUGCCCAUGCUCGCGAGGACGAGGAAGGAUCAGGCACACUGCAGCUGAUGGAUGUGUUGUAGUGAUGUAAUGUUGCCUGUUUGGUAACUACGGAUGGCUGUUUGCGCCAGGCUCUGCGGAGUUGGUCAGUCUCGGAGGUGCCGAAGGCGACAGAGGCAUAACCAGCAGGAUCAAGGCAGCGAUUCCGACAUGGACGAGGAGGAAGAGGAGCGGAUCGUGGGCAAAGGGAGAUUCGACGCAGGUGCUUGCGGAGGCCCAGAGCGCGGCGUAGCAGCCACUGCAGGGCCGAGUGACGCUUGCGAAUAUGGCAGCGGUCGUGUCAACACAGGGGGCUUUCUGGAUCGCACGAGCACGGGACCUCCACACCCCCAGUCCUUAGCGGAAUUACCACCGGAGCUUUUAGUGGAAAUAUUCUCCUUGCUCCCAGGAACAACUCUAUCAAAUGUUGCCCUCGUUUGUAAGAAAUUCAGACAACUACUCAAGACGGAAACCAUCUGGAGAAGGCGAUGCAUUGAAGAGUUUGGCAUGAGGGAGGAUCUGAGGAAGGUGGAAGCACGAGGAGUGACUAGCCAGGAUCUCUAUGUUAAACUACUUUACCCAUACAGGCAUAUUUUGGGCCUAUGGCAGCCUGACAUUGGCCCUUAUGGUGGAUUGCUCAAUGUUGUGGUGGACGGGUUGUUCAUCAUUGGCUGGAUGUAUUUGCCACCUCACGACCCCCGCGUGGAGGACCCCAUGAGAAGGCGCCCACUCUUCCAGAUCCACAUGAUGGAGAGCAACAAGGCCACUGUGGAGUGCAUGUAUGGACACAAAGGUCCUCACAAAGGAGACAUACAGACAGUAAAGAAGGAUGAAUUUUCAACAAAGUGUAACCAGACUGACCAUCACCGCAUGCCAGGAGGCAGACAGGAGGAGUUCAGGACAUGGUUGGAGGAAGAAUGGGGGAGGACACUGGAAGAAAUAUUUCAUGAGCACAUGCAGGAGCUUAUCCUAAUGAAGUUCAUUUAUACUAGUCAAUAUGAUAACUGCUUGACAUACCGAAGGAUCUACCUGCCACCUGCAAAGCCCUCUGAUCUGCUGCAGCCAGGCCUUUUCAAAGGCACCUAUGGUAGUCAUGGCUUGGAGAUUGUCAUGCUUAGUUUCCAUGGAAUGUCUGCAAGAGCAACCAAACUCACUGGAGAUCCCAAUGUUCCUGCAGGGCAGCUCACACUGGAUGUUAACCUGUGUCGGCCUGUGGUCCUCCCAGACUUGGAGCAACAGUGUAACAUUGAGGAGCUGUCACGGCUAGUAAUGGGAGUGCAUGAGGAAGUACAGAGGGAGCAGGAACAAAAGGAAAAUGGCACUUCUGCCACAGGUAGAUGUGCAGCUGAAGGGGCCUGUGGUGGUUCCAGCGCAGCAGAGGAGAUUGAGUCAGAUCACGGUGCUUGUUCAGACAGCUGUGACUCUAGUCACAGUAGCAGAUCCAAUCCUGAAACACAGCCUUUUGUCUUGCCUAUGGGGGUCAUGGCUCGCAACGAGGAGUACCCUCGCACCUGCAGAAAAUGCUUCUAUGGGACAGGCCUGAUUGCUGGGCAUGGCUUUACAAGUCCGGAGCGCACCCCGGGGCUCUUUGUGCUGUUUGAUAAGGACCGGUUUGGUUUCAUCUGGCUGGAGUUGAAGUCUUUCAGUCUGUACAGUCGCCUGACGGACAACUUACCUCACGCUCAUGCCCCCGACUUGGAGCGAUUUGAGGCCAUGCUGCGCAACAUGCAGUCCUGGACAUCCUGAUGCACCAAGCUUUAAGUCUCCUCCCACAGUAAUAGCCAUCAUAACAACCAUUCUACACAAUUACACCUCUGUCUUCUGCUGGCAACGAUACUAUCAUAACUUAAG